UUCUUUUGAUCACUAUCCUCAGACUUCUUAUUCUUUUUUACCAUAUAAUUAUUUACAUUAUCCCAUAUUUUAUAAUAUAAAAAUUUAUGAGUGGUGGUGAUAAUUAAUCAAGUAAAUAAUAAGAAUCUAAGAUAGGUGUUUUGCUCAUUCUAUUGACAGGUGUUGUUCCCUUCUCUUCUCUCAAAUCCUUUUUAUUUAAUUUCUUAGAGUGGAGAGUACUUAAUGAGCAAAGGAGUGUUAAGAUUUCCAGAUCUAAUCACAGUCGUGGUCAUAAGUUUUUUGUGAGAGAAAGAAAGUAAAAGCUCUUUUGUCGUCUUUUGCUCCUUUCUUUGGACUUUGAAUUUAGACACAACUUGUUGUCGAAAAUCCUUGAGAUUCUCAAAUUUAGAACAAGUAAAGGUUGAAACUUUCUGAGAGAGAGAAGAAGAAGAAGAAGAAGAAUGGGUCAUUACGCAGCAGUGUGGGAUGAUAAAGCAGCUACUGAGAUUACCAAAGAUUGGAAUGGCAUUGACCAAGUCCUUCUCCGAAACACACAUGGCGCUUCAGCAAAGAUUAGUUUACAUGGAGGACAAGUGAUUUCAUGGAGGAAUGGCCAAGGCGAAGAGCUUCUUUUCACUAGCAACAAGGCUAUCUUCAAACACCCAAAAUCUAUGCGUGGAGGGAUCCAGAUUUGUUAUCCUCAGUUUGGAGAUUGUGGAUUACUGGAUCAACAUGGCUUUGCAAGGAACAAAAUCUGGGUUAUUGAUGAGAAUCCACCUCCUCUUACCUCAUACGAAUCCUCAGGAAAAUCAUAUGUUGAUCUUCUUCUUAAACCAUCAGAAGAGGACUUAAAGCAAUGGCCUCACAGUUUUGAGUUCCGUCUUAGGGUUUCACUUGCCAUAGAUGGCGACUUGACAUUGAUUUCUCGUGUUAGAAACAUCAAUGGCAAGCCCUUUAGCUUCUCAUUCGCAUAUCAUACUUACCUCUCUGUCUCAGACAUAAGUGAAGUGAGGGUGGAAGGGUUAGAGACAUUGGAUUACUUGGACAACCUCAGCAAAAGGGAGCUUUUGACAGAACAAGGAGACGCUAUAACCUUUGAAUCUGAGAUAGACAGGACUUACCUUAGAUCUCCCAAAGUGGUAGCAGUUCUUGACCACGAGCGGAAAAGAACAUAUGUUAUUGGAAAGGAAGGACUUCCAGAUACAGUGGUAUGGAAUCCAUGGGAGAAGAAAUCAAAAACCAUGGCGGAUUUUGGGGACGAUGAGUACAAGAGCAUGCUUUGUGUGGAUGGAGCAGCAGUUGAGAGACCAAUCACUUUGAAGCCAGGAGAGGAAUGGACCGGCAAGCUUAUGUUAACUGCUGUUAAGUCCAGCUUCUGCUUUGAUCAACUUGAACUACAGAGCAAAGGAUUCUGAUUCUUUGUCUCUUUUAGAAUCCCUUCCUUGAAGAAUAUUAUGCUUAUUCCAUUGCAAUGUCUCUGCAGUUUUUUUGUACUGCAUCAUUGGAAAAGCAGAAUCAUCGUUUGCAUGUUUGAUCUUUUUUUCUCAGUUUAGAAGUUUAUAAACCGGUGAUUUCUUAGACCGGUUUUGGUGUUGUAGUGACCAAAAAGCCUAUGCUUUUACUCUUCGCAAUGGCUAGUUUAUGAAUAUAUAUGAAACAUUAGAUGUUCAA
Messenger RNA from Eruca vesicaria subsp. sativa (arugula), 1650 nucleotides. Lineage: Eukaryota; Viridiplantae; Streptophyta; Magnoliopsida; Brassicales; Brassicaceae. The record is from the annotation of a GenBank genome assembly.